UCAUCCAGUUUAGUUGUUCCACGCAACAUGGACAUCAAGCUGGUGUAAAUUUCAGUCAUCUGCUCUUCUAAGCUGUUAAAAUCUUCCAGAGAAAGGUCUUUCAUAUGAACAUCUACUAUCAUUUUCAAUUAGUUAUAAAUACGUUAAAAAAGGCACCUCUUAACUACUGCUUUAAUUUUCUCAAAAUAAUUAUCACGUUUUCUCAAUUGGCUAAUAGCAUUUUUUCUCAUUUUAGAAGUUCUAAAUUCCCAUUUAAUAGAAAUUUCUUCUCAUUUAUUUGGAAAACACAGUAUACUCAAUUAGUGAUAAACGUAAAGACAAAUAAACAGUCUUCGUAUAUGUAUUAUGUAAAGAUUUAAAAUACAUGAUUAUCCUUUUAGUGCCUACAUAAUUAUUU
Messenger RNA from Cokeromyces recurvatus, 397 nucleotides. RefSeq lists its product as uncharacterized. Lineage: Eukaryota; Fungi; Mucoromycota; Mucoromycetes; Mucorales; Mucoraceae. The coding region runs from base 105 to 359 and encodes 84 amino acids. The record is from RefSeq and is a predicted model, not a curated record. The transcript has a single exon.